AUGUCGGACAGUUUUCGGGCGGAACGAGACAGUCCACAGCACGAUGACCUCCCGCAAUGCCUUCUCGUCACGAGGCCGCAGCUGGCGAGGUCAGCUGGGGUCGUCCCCGCCCUCGCAAACGUCUCACUACAGAGCUGUCAGUCCGAUCCACCGCUCUAUCAAGGUCCCUCGCCCCUCCCCCUGCCCUCCCCCACCGCCUACUCGCUCAAAUCGGCUCCCAUUCCCCACUAUUCCCACACCGUAGAGCCCUCAAUGUUUCAAGCAAUUAGCUCCCUUGCCCUCCCACGGUACUUGCCCUCCGUACUUGUCCAUAAUAAGCUCCUUGCUGUAUACCGUAGGACCUACCACGGCGUAGCCGCUAGGUACAGCUCCCUUCCCCUCCCACGCCCAUACCCGUACCUCCCCAAUGCCCUCCCCACCGCCCCACAAACCGUACCCCCUCGCAGGCCCUCCCACCCCAUACCGUAUCCCACGUACCUCCCUUCCACGCCAUUGCUCCCUUGCCCUCACACAACCGUGCGCCCAUACCGCUAG
Messenger RNA from Penaeus vannamei (Pacific white shrimp), 534 nucleotides. The record is from RefSeq and is a predicted model, not a curated record. NCBI's taxonomy places the organism in Eukaryota, Metazoa, Arthropoda, Malacostraca, Decapoda, Penaeidae.